AACAGCUGUUUCUCAGUCAGAGGGUUUCAUUUUUAACAAACAUGAGGGCAGCGCUUUGAGAUGCUUCGUAGAUUACGACUUUAAUUUCUGUCAUUAAAGACUGCAGUACAUAUCUGCUACAUCAGCAUCCCUAUGGCCGAGAUGAUGUCUGCGUUACUUGUGACCAUCAUGUCUUCAUCUCUCCUCUGCACCGGCUUUGCUCUCAGCUCUCGUUUCGACUCAGAUGGCGCCACACUGAGCGGGCUGUCCUGGUCGUCCUCCCUGACCGUGGUGGCCGUCUCCUUGUCUGGGAUCUUCACCUUCGUCUUCCUCAUGCUGGCCUGUGUCUGCUGCAAGAAGGGCCGCACAGGCUUCAAGGAGUUUGAGAAUGCUGAUGAGGAGACCCAGGUGGACAUGUCCCGUCUGCUGUCGCCCGCCUCCCAGGGGGUGCCCGAGGUCUACGUCCUGCCCCUCACAGAGGUGUCACUGCCCGUUGCCCAGCAACCACGACGUUCAGUCCAGCUCCUGAGGUCCUCAGACCUGGGUCGACACAGCCUCCUGUACCUGAAAGAGAUCGGCCACGGCUGGUUCGGGAAGGUUCUUCUGGGGGAGGUGGACAUGGAGAUAAGCACCUCCCAGGUGGUGGUGAAGGAGCUCAAGGCCAGCGCCAGCGUCCAAGACCAGAUGCACUUCCUAGAGGAGGCCCAGGCAUACCGUACCCUCCAGCACCCUGCCCUCAUGCGGUGCCUGGCGCAGUGUACCGAGGUCACGCCCUACCUGCUGGUGAUGGAGUUAUGUCCCCUGGGGGAUGUGAAAGGGUACCUCCGCAGCUGCAGAGCUGCAGACACCCUGACCCCGGAGCCCCUGCUCCUGCAGAGGAUGGCCUGCGACGUGGCCUCAGGCCUCCUGCACCUGCACAAACACAACUUCGUCCACGGUGACCUGGCCCUGAGGAACUGUCUCCUUGCUGCUGAUGUCACGGUGAAGAUUGGAGAUUAUGGCCUGUCCCACAGCAAGUCGCAGGAUGACUAUUACGUGACGUCAGAUCAGAUGUAUGUGCCCCUACGUUGGGUGGCCCCAGAGCUGAUAGACGAGGUCCACGGGAACCUGCUGGUGGCAGACCAGACCAUGCAGAGCAACAUCUGGUCUCUAGGGGUGACGAUCUGGGAGCUGUUUGAGCUGGGGAACCAGCCGUACGGACACUACUCUGACAGACAGGUCCUGACCUAUGCCUUGAGGGAGCAGCAGCUGCGCCUGCCCAAGCCCCUGCUCACAGUGCCCUUGGCUGAGCGUUGGUAUGAGGUGAUGCAGUUCUGCUGGCUGCCUCCCGACCAGAGGCCCAACGCGGAGGAAGUCCACCUGCUCCUCAGCUACCUGUGCGCCAAGGGGGCAAGCGAGGCCGAGGAGGACUUUGAGAGGCGCUGGAACUCUCUCCGCCCCGGGGCCGGCCACAGCGGCCUCCACCAUCCCUCCUCCUCCUACCCCCUGCUGGAGCACUUCUCCACGGGGGACGGUUACCAGGGCGACGACAUCCUCACGGUGACGGAGACGAGCCACGGGCUCAACUUUGAGUACAAGUGGGAGCAGGCCCGAGCCGAGCCUCCCUUCCACGCCGCCUCCAGCGGGACCCUGGGCCAGGGUGACCCCCACUGCCAGGAUAUGUACUACCCCCCGGGGGGCAUGGUGGGGGGCUGCCCCAUGGAGGGGCUCUCCCUGGGGGUCUCGCCCUCCUACUACGAGCCCAAACAGCUGCACCCUCCCGGGGUCGUGCCCGUGCUGAGUGCCCACAGUCCCUCGGUGGGCAGCGAGUACUACAUCCGCAUCGAGGAGCCGGUGGACUGUAACAUCGACCUGGACCACACCAUGUGCUCCUACAGCCCGGACUACCAGGGCAGCAGCGGGAGCUUCCUGACCGGCAGUGCCGACUCGGGGGAAUGCAUGGCCUGCCCCCCGCUGGCCAAGCUGGACUCCUACUGGGCGGCCGACCUCCAUAAGACAGGGGGGUAUGACUCCGAUGCCAGCCCGGCCAUCUCCCUGACCAUGGAGCCCCUCCUGGGGCACGUGUCGGACGGCAGCCCCCUUAGACCCUGGGAGUCGGGUCACUACGUGUCCUAUAAGGACCGCGAUGGAGGAUACUACUACGAACACUCUCCCGCUCUGGGCCUGGACCAGCACUACCUGAUGGGGGGGGAGCCCUCGGAGCUCCAGGAGAGCUGGGGGUCCCGGAGCCUGCGGCAGGCCCUGGGGGAGCUGGAGAACCCCCUUGGGAUCUCCCCCUCUGGCGGCACCAGCCCUCAGCUGGGCUACGGGGACCCCUACCUGGAGACUAGCGGAGGGGGAGUCAUCGGGAAGAACGUGACAGGGGGCUACUACGACAUGAUGGGCUCUCUGAGGAAGACCAUGCCUGGCCACGCCCACUCGGUCAGCAUCAACAUGGACAAAGAGGCCGCCAUCUUCAUCGGCCACAAGGACAGCGACUCGGAGGACGAGGAUGAGGAAGACAUCUUCGUAGAGAGGCACAACUGCAACACCUGGCCCUCCAAACGCUCGGGGCACGGCGGCGGCCUGGGUCUGCCACGCCGGCGUGCCAGCGGCCGGCAGGACAGCUACGCAGACGCACACUACACCGUGCCCUCCACGGACAUCGAGGACUCCUGGCCUGAGCACAGCUUGGCUUUCCACUCUGCCCCCAAACCACUGCACUACCUGGAGGCCUCCACAAAAGACUCCAGCAGCUUAGGCCUGGGUAAACACUGCCCUCUGGUGCCUGCCGUCGACUGCAGCGCCUACAUCUACCUGUGCCACGAGGGCGAGGGGGAGGGGAAGGCCACGCUGCCAGGCGAGUGCUGCCACUCACAUUUUGUCGACCCGCUCACGGGGCUCGAGGUCCGCAACUACAGCCAUGACGACUACACCGCGGAUAAGAUCGUCGAGAUACCGAGCAACGACGAGGGUGUGAAUCUUUCUCCAGCUCCGGGGGGGCCGAUUGUGUCCAAACAAACCCUGACCAGGAAGGACGACCCUCCGUUUGACCUCCCAGAGAAGUACGUGGACGUGACUCCAGAUGACACCUCCAGCGCAGAGCAGAAAGGAGACGUUACCGAAAGAGACCCGAUCAUGGAGGAACUCACAGUGGAGGAGGAGGCUGUGACGAACGUAGCCCCUCCUUCUCCGGCCAACACGGCCGUCCCAUCGGCCACGGCCGAGCCUGACUGGGAGCUGAGUCAGACGGUGGAUAGCGGUGUGGACGGCUCCAGCGUCAGCCUGGUGGAUGUCCUCGACUGCAGCGACGCCGACGACGACGAUGACAUCACCGAUGACAUCACCGACGUCACCUCAGGGAUCUUCGCAGACGAGGCCGGCGACCUGAUCUCCUCGCCGGUGGCCUUGAAGCCCCUGCAGAAGCAGGGGGGGACCCCCGAUUCCAUGGACUCCAUGGACCUGCCUUCGGGGGCAGGCUCUUGCGAAGGGCUCAGCCCCGCAUCCUCACGGCCCUCCAGCUCGCCCAAGGCGGUGGAUAGCGGCUACGACACUGAGAACAACGAGAGCCCAGAGUUUGUCCCCAAAGAGCCCCACGAGCACAGGGACACUCUGACGAAGCCUCCCCUGGACAUCAGUGUCAUGGAGGAGGAGGAAGACGUGCAGGAGGGUGAGGCGGAGGUGGUGCCCAGUGACGGUGAGCCAACCCUGGGGGAGGAGGUGGCGGAGACAGACCCUCAGACUGGGGACCAGGCGUUAGUGUCACUCAGUGACAAAAACCCUUACAGAGACUCCGCCUACUUCUCUGACUAUGAGAACGAGAGACUGUCCAGGGACGAAGGAGAUGGACUGCUUUCAAAAGAAGAAGAAGAAGAGGAUAAGGGAGGUGAGGAGGACAGGAGAGAGGAGAGGCUGAUCGAGGAGGAAGAGAAGAUGGAGGAGAGAGAAGCCCGUCUGGAGGAGAACCAAUACAGCGACCCGGAGAUGAAAAGCGGGUCCCUUAAAAGGGUAGAGCUCUUUGACAGUGACGGCCCUUUCCCCGACUCAUCUCAAGUCAACUCCUAUCUCUCCUCCUCCCCUUUGGAGAGCGAGGGAUGUGUGAUGGAAGAGCGUGCCCAAGAUGAAGGGCUUGGGCUGGGAUUGGAGCUUCCCGGAGAGGAGGAAGGGCCUGAGUGCUCCAUUUCCAUGGGCGAGGCCGGCUUGGAAGAAUGGCCUUCCCAGGAGGAGAGCUCUUCUCUGGGGGACUGGGCAGCCGAGGUGGUGGGGGCCAUGGAGGAAGCACUGGGAGCUCUCAGUGGAGACCGCUGCACCCUCUUAAACAGCUCUACAGAACAGAAGGAUGGACAGGAGACGGAGGAGGGAGAGGAGGGAGAACAAGCCGAAAUGGAGGACCCCGAUGAAGCCUUAGUACCUGACAUGCUGGAGGACAAAGACGGCAGCGUAAUCAGCUCUUACGAGAUACCGAGUGACAGCUCAGAGACCGUGCUCAGAGAAGCAGACCACGACACACUGGCCACGCAUGGCUCACACCCCACCCCCACCUCUCUUCCCCCUCUCUCCUCCUCCUCUCCCCUUCGCCCCCCCCCGGGGGAAAGCCUCGAGGCUCGUCAGACGGCCGACGGGGGCGAGGAGGCGGAUGAGGAGGACGGCGACACGGACGACAGCGAGGAGUCGGACGAGGAGCUGCGUGUGUACAGGGUCCAGGAGCAGAGCGCCGGCGAGGAGAGCGAGGAGGAGGAGUUCCACCCGGUGCCCAUCGUGGUGAGCGACUGCAGCGACGCCCACAACCUGCGCAGCCUCCUCAAGAUGCCCGCCCUGCUGACCGACACGCUCUGCGACGACCUGGAGCGCAAGAGGAAGGUUGUGUCCUUCUUUGAUGACGUCACGGUCUACCUGUUCGACCAGGAGAGCCCUACCAAGGAGCUGGCAGAGCAGGUCUUCCCCCCUGUGGGGGGGUCCAGGGUGUCGGCUUCACAGGGCAGGUCUUCCCCCCCAGAGAGGGCCAGCCACACUUCUGACGACUCCUCGGAUGGUAACAUCUCUGAGGAGAGUGCAGGGUACGAAUGGGAGGAUGACUUCCCAUUGCUGCCUCUGCCCACAUCCAAGAUGGCCGACUCAGAUUCCCUUGUAUCCAAGCUCAGCUUGCCCCCCACCACCAAGGCUGCGGAGCCCAAGCAGGCGCAUUACUCUCGCUUCACCGUGUCUCCCUCCAGCGUCACUCGCUUCUCCAUCACACACGUGUCCGACUCGGACAUGGACACCGCUGGUGGGAGCAGUGAGGAAGGGGAGAGGGAGUAGAUUGACUCUUUCAUCCAGGAAGUACAUCCAGGAAGUACAUCCAGGAAGUACAUCACACUCCAGAGUCUGGACCCACCCCUCUAAGAAGAUCUGUUGUAUUUGUGCUUUUGGGACGUCAGGUUUUUGAACACUAAGACAGUGCUUCUUAUCUUGUCCAGACAAUUUGAGAAUGGAGUUCCUCUAGUCACUCCGAAAGACAACAGAUUUAAAAAGAAAAAAAAGAAGAAAAAAAAGAAACAACAUAAUACUCAAGAGUAAUAUAUGUUGCAAAGACCUUGAAUGCAGGAUGAAAAUCUUUAUCAUUGCAUCUGACAUAUUUUUGGUAAGGGAGAGAAAAAAAGGACAAUGUUUGGAACGUAUCACUAGUUUACCACCGUGUUCACCUCUCAUCUGUAAUCUAUUUAAGUAGAAUGAAGAAACCAGCAUGGCGUAAGCUGCUGGUGACAGAAUAACACCAUGGACACCACAUUGAGAGGGGAGAAGAGAGAGAUGGGAGAGAGGAUCGACCCACUCCCUUUCCCGCUCCUUAUCAGAGGAUUCGUUCUAGAACUUCUGACUGUACCAAGGACUUAGUUGGAAGAGAUAUUGCAUUGCCAUAAAUUAUAAAUGUAUCACAAGUAAUAUAAUGUUACAUGUUCAAACAGCUCUGGAUCAAGUUAGGACACUGAGGUGAACAAACACACAGUUUAGGCCAUUCAGAACUACUGUUUGUGUGAAAGUGGUUGAGGUUCUGUAACAUUUUGUGGUUCCACGAGUGGAACUCUACUGCACCAUAUGUUUGGACUGUAUCACAGUCACCAGAACCAGGCUCCUGUCUAGCCCCUGUCAGAGCCACAGGCUCUGGCCCCUGUGUACAUACCGUGGCAUACAUGUGAACACUUGAGAGCUGUAUCAACAUGUCUAUGAGUCUUGCAUUCACGUACGUGUCACUGUGGGCUCGAGAAGCAUAUCGUAUUGCCAUGCGUCCUCAACAUAUCGCUCUUCUUUUCUCUGGCUGGUCACGUUUGAAGCCGAGCGGGGAUUCGAAGCCUGUUUCUAUUCCUUGUGUAAAGCUCAACACCUCAUCACAUGCUGUAUACUGGCUGUACACAUUUUGGCCGCAUGGUUUUACUGUGAUCCAAGUCAUAUUUGGACUAUUGUGCAGUUCAUAUUCAGACAAAAAUAUUUGUCUUUUCACAAGAGCAGUUUCAGUUCAGAAGUAUUAAGAACAAGCUAGAUAAUACACUGAUACAGUAGCAUAUUUUAUAGUAAAUCCUUUGGUGAAAUCACUUUCAAGAUAUCAAGAUGCAAUUGGAUGAAGGCAGGAAUAAAUGUGUGAUUUUAAGGUGGUCGUCUUUAGUAUGUUUAGUUUCAUGCAAAAACCAGAUUAAAACCCCCAAAAAUUACUUACUGAGAAUAAGCAGACGUUUGAUACAUUUUCACAGCAGAACUAUUUCUGAUGUCUCAAAGUACGCUGUAUGUUCAGCUAGGGAUGGUAUUAUAUCAUUGUGGGUUAGUUCUAUGAUUUCAAACAUACUGGACUAUAGACUUCCCAGUUUCCUCAUGUGUGUAGAACGUGAAUGGUUCAAAAGGAACAAACGAUUUUAGCUUAGCAUAGUUUAACAGCACUAUUCAAGCCUGUUAGUCACUGGACCAGGGUGCCAAGCCAACAGACCCACACGAAAGCAGAAAGUAAGUUAUUUAUUUGUCUUCGGGAGCUUUAUCAUGUUCUGUAAUAGUUUAGUAAUAGUCCCAUCUAAACAGUUGUCUGUACUAUUUUUGUAAAUCCAAAAAGUAUUUUAAGAAUAUCUGGUGACAUGUAGAGGGUGUGAGUGAAAGGAACCGUUUGUGUUUAUUGUUGCCAAAGAUGCGUACGGACGUCAAGGGCAAACAACAAUGGAAGAUACUGGGGCGUUAACCCUUAACGGAGGUGAGCGGGAAGCAGAUUUGGCCUUGUACUGAUCGUGGAAUACGAACAGCACCACGUCUUAGGGAAUAAGUCUUUGGUAAUAUGUGCCCCCAUGCUGACUCGGCACAUAAUUACUUUCUCUACCUUACUGUAUAUGAAAUAUAAAUAAAGUCUGUUUUACACGUUA
This is a messenger RNA of Osmerus eperlanus (European smelt), 7331 nucleotides long. It is a transcript of the gene lmtkb, whose product is annotated as apoptosis-associated tyrosine kinase b. The record is from RefSeq and is a predicted model, not a curated record. Gene Ontology annotation, molecular function: ATP binding; protein tyrosine kinase activity. NCBI's taxonomy places the organism in Eukaryota, Metazoa, Chordata, Actinopteri, Osmeriformes, Osmeridae. Gene Ontology annotation, biological process: brain development; peptidyl-tyrosine autophosphorylation.